Molecule: messenger RNA, 1083 nt
Organism: Fomitiporia mediterranea MF3/22
Lineage: Eukaryota; Fungi; Basidiomycota; Agaricomycetes; Hymenochaetales; Hymenochaetaceae
Exons: 4
Coding region: 1-972 (323 amino acids)
Source: RefSeq, a predicted model, not a curated record
AUGAGCUCAAUAGCUCUAUCAGCCAUUAUCCAUGUGUAUCGACUACUCCUCCGCCCAGUGGCUCCGUUCUCAUGGUCCGGCUCGAGCAUCAGUACUCUAGAUGUUAGCGCCGCGCUACGAUUGUGUGUUGUGCUUCGACAACUACGCGAAAUGACACACCAAAACCAUUGGAAGAAACGAGCCUCAAACAACGAAGAGAAAAAGGAAGAGGAUAUAGAACAAAUGAGUUACGUGAAAUGCAUUGCUGUAACUCUGGUUGUUGUGUACGGAGGCGAAGCAGUUAUGAACCCUUGGCUCGGAGUGCCGCCUUCAUUUGUCUUCUCUCCAGUAGUCCCAGCACUCUAUGCAGCCCUAACGGCUCUUGUCGAAACCUUACCCUCGGUUCCAGCCUUAUCAUUCAAGACAGAAUUUCCACUUUCAUUCUUUGACGGGAUCACACGUGCAUUCCUGCUCUGUCAACUUAUACCGCCAGUUGUAACGACCCAUGCUCAGCCAGUUAUCUCAACCUCCCCAUGGAUUUUGGUCCUUACAUCUCUAGUCACAGCAAAUGGCGGAUUCUUCUUCGUUAAUCUUUUCUCUAUGCUCCAUCCAACCGGAUGGGCAUUGGCUACUCCAGCGGAAUUACAGGCAUAUGGCUGGACAACGGUCGAUCUCUGGUGUGCACCAGUAACAACGGUAAUUUACGCGCUCCUUACACAUGCACAACCAUUCUGGGCCGAAUUACACGACCUACUUAUCCAGUUUGCUGGAUCAGAAGCACAAGAUGCCGAGAAAACAAGCCCACUACAUCGCGGAGAAGCGCUUGAUGCUGAAACUGCGCGCGCUGCAUGUGCAAUCUUCCUUACCAUCCUUUUCACGACACGGACCGUACGAAAUAUGGGAGGUUCGUUUAUGAAAGAGCUGCGUGGGGAGAAGAAGAGAGUUAUUAGAUCCAAAGUAGAUGGACGACGGUUAAAAACGAAAACACAAUAAUACACGCGAGAGCACUCGUACGGUACUUCCAAAGUUUAGUGCUUGCUUGAUUAGAACUCGCUUUUGACAUAGAUAGAACGUGUUUUCGAAUAUUAAAAGCAGAUUUAGAUA